AUGUCGCCUGUUCCCAACAAUGACGACCACUAUGACGCCGGCUCUCCCCUUGAUGGCGGAGCCCCGCCUUCUGACCUAGGCAACAGCGGCACGCAUUACCAGCCCACUGGCCUUGAGAUCGGCGUCAUCACUGGCGUUUGUGGUCUUGUUCUUCUCACCGUUGUGGGAGUCUUCGUCUGGCGAGCUCGCAAGAACCGCUUUGCUAAGGGCGCUAGCGCUCUUCAUUCCGGACCUGACACCGCCCAUUCGGAGGGUUCCCCUCAGCCUUUCGGAUCUCACUCGGCCACCGAACCUGUCCCUCCCCCCAAGGAUUCCCGCUUCGGCGCAGUCAAGAAUGAAGAGCCUGCCUCUUUCGACCAGCCCAUCCCUCUGCCUCCCAACCGCAACGAGGAGAUUCAGUGGAGCCACUGGACUCCCAUUCGCCGCGAAGGAAACAGUGGCCAUGUUGAGGAACACGAGAUAGCAUCCCGUUUCUAA
Molecule: messenger RNA, 477 nt
Organism: Daldinia loculata
Lineage: Eukaryota; Fungi; Ascomycota; Sordariomycetes; Xylariales; Hypoxylaceae
Exons: 2
Coding region: 1-477 (158 amino acids)
Source: RefSeq, a predicted model, not a curated record